Molecule: messenger RNA, 1020 nt
Organism: Cladophialophora psammophila CBS 110553
Lineage: Eukaryota; Fungi; Ascomycota; Eurotiomycetes; Chaetothyriales; Herpotrichiellaceae
Exons: 1
Coding region: 1-1020 (339 amino acids)
Molecular function (GO): oxidoreductase activity
Source: RefSeq, a predicted model, not a curated record
AUGGCCGCAACCAGACUACCCAGCACAAUGCGCGCCCUUUUGCACGACCAGAAGAAGCACACUCUGACCAUUGCCUCGACUCCUCUCCCGACUCCAUCCUCCACUCAAUACCUCAUACAACCUCACGCCGUGGCCCUCACGGCAGGCGAACUCCUCUGGCCUCGCCCCGAAGAGCUCACCGUUUCAACACCCGGCGUAGAAUUUGUUGCUCGUGUGGUGACGUCUCCAUCCUCGAGCUCGAAAUUCAAACCGGGAGACGAGGUCUACGGUCGCGUCACUUACCCCCAAGCCGGGGGUGCAAGGGAAUACUCAGUCUCUGACGACACUGAACUCGCUCUUCGUCCAAAGAAUCUGUCCAUCAAUGAAGCAACAACUAUGCCAGUUAGCGCCUUGACCGCGUGGCAAGCCUUGUUCGAGCAAUUCAAACUCCCCCCUCCUUCCCUCGCUACGGUUAAGCCACCCAUCCAGCAGCGGCAGCGUAUCCUCAUCACCAACGCCUCCGGCGGGGUCGGAAUCUGGGCCGUCCAGCUCGCCAAACUCAUCGGUCUGUACGUGAUCGGCACCACGGGGCCCAACAACCUCGACUUUGUCUGCUCCCUCGGCGCAGAUGAAGUCCUCGACUACCGCACCACGAACAUCCGCUCUUGGGCCGAACAAGACCCCGCUAAACGAAAGGUCGAUUUGGUAUUUGACUGCAUUGGACUCUCCUCGCUCGAACAGGCAUGGCACGCAGUCAAGCAAGGCGGGCAGGUCCUGUCUAUCGUGCCACCGGCAGAUAUGCAGUGGAAGUUCGUCCUGGAUCGCCCCGAGGGCGUGGAUGAGAGCGUCAACGGGAAGUUCUUCGUCAUGCACCCUUCUGGGGAGCAGCUGGCCAAGAUCACCGAGUUGGCUGAAGAGGGGAAAGUGAGGGCUGUGGUGGAUAGUGUGUUCAAAUUCGAAGACUUCGAACAGGCCUUUGAGCGGUUGGGCAGUGGCAGGACAAGAGGCAAGGUUGUGCUGAGAAUCGACGAGGAAGAGUAG